AUGCUCCCAUUCAUAUCAUUCCCCCAUCCCCGUGCGCCCAUCCCCCGUGCGCCCAUCCCCGUGCGCCCAUCCGCCGUGCGCCCAUCCGCCGUGCGCCCGUCCCCCGUCCAUGCGCGUGUCGUUCCGCUGGCAGGCCAAGGAGGUGCUCGUCUAUCUGCUCUCGUCCGAUGUCUUCCUGCAGCAGGUGCGUGCCCGCUGACUUGUGUGGCGACCCAGCCUGGCGUGCCAGCUGGCAUCACGGGGACGGAGUUCACUGGCGAGCUCUUCACGCCUGUGCCGUGGAGCCCCACCACGCGCUUCGGCAUGCCUCAGGAGCUGGAGAAGUACAAUGACGACAAGGAUAACUACAUCAUCAUCAACGUGCCGCCCAACUUCAUGUUCAAAGCACAGAUUUUCAAGCCUUCGCGUCUGUGUGCGAUCUUCAAGGUUUUGAGAGACCAACCAGCGGGCCAGGAGGAGGGUACACAAGCAUCGUCGUAA
Messenger RNA from Closterium sp. Naga37s-1, 480 nucleotides. The record is from the annotation of a GenBank genome assembly. NCBI's taxonomy places the organism in Eukaryota, Viridiplantae, Streptophyta, Zygnematophyceae, Desmidiales, Closteriaceae.